CUUUUGUUUUGUGCGGUUCUUCCCACUGUGUGGUGGGGUUUCAUAAAUGCCGAUGUUUCUGGUUUCCAAGAGGGAUAUGGUUGCUGGGUUCGACGGUGGUGGCGACGGCCAGAUUCUAGAUCUGGACACCGCCGUCAAAGACGGUGUUUUGGGCGGUGUUGACGGUGGGGUUGUGGGGACUGGGGUGUGUGAGAAAUUGGAUCUGGGGAAGAUGAUUGAAGAGCUGGACUUAUGCGAAGUGCCCAGUGUGUUCAUAUGCCCAAUCUCUCUCGAACCAAUGCAAGACCCUGUGACGCUUUGCACGGGUCAAACCUACGAGAGGUUCAACAUUCUGAAAUGGUUCAACUUGGGGCAUUUCACAUGCCCCACUACGAUGCAAGAGCUUUGGGAUGAUUCCAUCACUCCAAACACCACCCUUUACAGGCUCAUAUACACGUGGUUCUCUCAGAAGUACCUGCUGACGAAGAAGAGGUCAGAGGAUGUGCAGGGAAGGGCUUCGGAACUUCUGGAGACACUGAAGAAGGUGAAGGGUCAAGCUCGAGUUCAGGCCCUCAAGGAACUCCAUCAGGUGGUGGGUGCUCAUGCCACUGCCCGAAAGACAGUGAUUGAUGAAGGUGGAGUCUCUCUUAUGUCUUCUUUACUUGGUCCUUUUACUUCCCAUGCUGUUGGUUCUGAAGUCAUUGGUAUUCUUGUGAGUUUGACACUUGAUUCGGAAUCCAAAAAGAAUCUUAUGCAGCCUGCCAAAAUUUCGUUGAUGGUGGACAUCUUGAACGAGGGUUCAAUUGAGACCAAAAUCAAUUGCACGCGUUUCAUUGAAUCCUUAAUUGAGGAGAAGGAUUUUCGUUCGGAGCUUGUCUCAAGCCAUAGCCUCUUGGUUGGGUUGAUGAGGCUUGUUAAGGAUAAAAGACACAGUAACGGAAUCUGUCCUGGGCUAAGUCUCCUCAGAACAAUAUGCUUGCAUAAAGAAGUUAGGAAUUUGCUAGUGAGCAUUGGGGCUGUUUCACAAUUGGUUGAAUUGUUAUCUGGUAUGGACCCUGAUUGUUUGGAAUUAGCCCUUUGUGUUUUAGAUGCGUUGGCAUCAAUACCUGAAGGCAGAGUGGCUUUGAAAGGUUGCUCUAACACCAUACCCAUCAUGGUGAAACUGUUGAUGAGGAUCUCAGAGAACUGCACCCAGUAUGCAUUGUCAAUCCUAUGGUCUGUGUGCAAGCUUGCGCCUGAGGAAUGCUCAUCAAUUGCCGUGGAUGCAGGGCUUGCUGCAAAACUUCUUCUUGUGAUUCAAAGUGGUUGCAAUCCUAUAUUGAAACAACAAUCCGCCGAGCUAUUGAAGCUGUGUAGUUUAAAUUAUUCAGAUACCAUCUUCAUUUCCAAGUGCAAGCUUACCAGAACCAUCCAAUGACCGUGGGGUGGUGUCAACAACUUGUAAAUUUGCGGGGCAAGAUUAGUAAUGGUCAGCGGCUUCUCAGACCAUCGAACUCUAAAACCGAAGAGGUGACAUUGAUGGGAUUGAGGUGCAAGUCUCUCCUGUACAUACCUUUAGUAUUUUGAUUCCAACAAUUGAUUUGAAUGAAGAAUCGUAAUGUGGACAUUGACACACCCUUGAUUGAGUGCGUUUACCUCUACGGGUUAUUUUUUGUCCAAUGUUUUUUAAAUAAACCCCAUCAAGAAGAUACUGGAAUUUUUUUAUACUGCUUUGGGGUAUUAUGGAUGUAAAAGUCAUGCUGUUGUUGGAUAAAGAUACUUAGGAGAGUGAUCACAUAGCGAAGAUGGAGCUUGCAGUUUCAAUUGUAAUUGUUGAGGAGUUGCUUUGCUCCAUGCUUUACUUUUAUUUUAUCUUCUUCCUCUUAGAGGCCUCCAAUUUUCCAUUAAAAAUACUGGGAAUUUUGCUUUUGAUCUCAAACGUGUAGAGAUGGGAGAGCCUGUUACCGUCAAUUUUUAUAUGUACAAUGGAAACAACCAUUUCAUUUUUCAUUUAUUAUUCUGC
This is a messenger RNA of Gastrolobium bilobum, 1981 nucleotides long. Its product is annotated as U-box domain-containing protein 30-like. The transcript has 2 exons. Bases 47 to 1396 code for a protein of 449 amino acids. Gene Ontology annotation, molecular function: ubiquitin protein ligase activity. The record is from RefSeq and is a predicted model, not a curated record. Gene Ontology annotation, biological process: protein ubiquitination. NCBI's taxonomy places the organism in Eukaryota, Viridiplantae, Streptophyta, Magnoliopsida, Fabales, Fabaceae.